UCAAAACAACCAGAAAAAAUCACGAUCUGACAUCUGACCACGAGUUUGGGAAGGAAAAAGGAAAGAAAAGCUUGCAAAAGGUUCGGAAAAACGUCGAGUGACAUCUCAACCUGCAGCCUAAACAGAAAACAACAAGUAUCGACGCGUCUUGAGGACAUCUUGUGCCCACAUGGUUGAGAAAAUGCUCACACGAGAUUGACAUCGUCUAGAUUAAUUGGGAAUUUCGACCGCAUCUUUGCGGCAUACGACGACACACCGCCAAUUUCAGAUCUCAAGAUGAUGACCAAAGGAGGAAUUAGGCGCGAAUUGCGUCUUUUGGAGAUUGAAGGAGACAAUUUCAUCACGAUAUUGAAUUUCAUGCCCAUGGAUAUAAACACAGGCCAGGUUUACUUUUACUGGAUGGCCGACUGCAUGUGGCCCGAGUUGGAAAACGUCAUCAGGAAAGCCACUCUACGUUUGUCUGGGAAAAGGUCGUACGAAACCAAAACCCUGAGCAAACUGGCCAAGACUGAAGAAUCACCAUAUUUCUCUGUCAAGCUUACUUACGUACCUGACUUGGACAACAGUUUGAGAGAUGCUCUGGAUGUUCACUUUGAUGAAGAUGAACCCAUCUCCAACAUUAACAUCAAAGCUGAGGUUACCUUCAAAGGUGAUCGACUAAAGCUCAAAGAGGCCCUUGACAGACUGCAAGGUUUCAACGAAUCUGAGAACAUCAGGAAGCCGAAGCUAAUCUGUCCAAAAACCCCUACCACAAAACGUCCUCUGCAGCAGCUCCAAAACCAAAACGAGGGAGCCAUGUCUCCUCAGAGGAUCGAUCUCUGUGCUGACAACGAGGACUCAAUCAUCACAACCUCAAUUUCUCUCAGUUUGCCGCCAGCGAGGGUCAAGAAAGAUAGCACUGAUCAUUCUUCACAAGAGGAGAAGCGCAAAGGCAAAGACGAACCAAAGAAACAGCCUAAGAAAGAGAAGGACAGUGACGAAAGCAAGAAGAGAGAAAAGACUGAAACUGAGGACAAGAAGAGUUCAAAGACGAACAUUUUGAAGAAGAAGAGGACCAAGUCUUCGAAAGAAGACAAAUCUCAAACCAAGAUGACCAACUACUUCUCCAGUCCGUCAACCAGCAAGUCGACCGGCUACCUGUCUCAGGAAGAUGAAGAUGCUUUGACUUUGAUAAUCCAAAAGAGGAACUCCUCUUAUUCGGAUGAGGAUCUUUUUGAUGAUGCUAUGCCGAGUGAGUGCUCUCCUGUGAAGAAGAAGAAAAAGACCCCGGAAAGGGAGGAAAAUUCCAUUUUUGAUGUGAUGCCUAGUGAAUGCUCGCCUGUGGAGGAAAAGGUCAAAAGGGAAAAACGAGAAAAGAGGAAGAAAAAGGAGGAGCCAAAAUUUAUUGAUUCCUACAUUUGGGAUUCUCCUUUGCCACUCACUCCUCGUGCAUCUACCUCGAAAAGCGAAUGGGAUUCGCAAUCUGAAAAUGAUUCACAGACUGAUUAUUCAGCAUAUGUCAAGUUGGCCCAGUCGUCUCCCGUCAAGCAGUGCACACCUGUCAGGAGGACCUGUAAAGAGGAAGUGGAGGAAAUACACAAGAGAUUCCCAGAUCCAGAUUCUCUUGAAUUUUUCAAGGACUGCGAAAAAUUCAAGUCUGUUUUGGCAAAAGGUGAUACCGGAGCACUUCAUUCCAAAGUGGUGGAAAGGUUGUUCAAAGCUCAUCUAGAGUAUCUGCAGGCUGUUCACAAUGGAGAAAUCCGCAGUUUGCUCCGUGAAGAAUUCCAUCAAUCAUGUGACAAUGGUUCUACCAUGCAGUAUGCCGAUGGUGGGCUGCUCUUUAGUUUUGAAAACCUGAACCGUCUCACUGAUCUUGUCUCUGCGACAUUCCACAAGAACAAGGCUGCUGAAAAUAUGAAUGUGAAUUACACAAUGAAGGUGUUGAUUCCCGAGUUGAUUGCUCGCAUUGUGAUGUCCGCCUACAGGCUGAACAAGGAUGAAGCCUUGAAGAAAAUCAAGGAGGUCAGCAUCACACAGUCUCAGAAGCUUUUCAAAUUCUAAUCGAAAGUUAAGGUAUCUAAAGUUCCAACUACUUAAUUGAAAAGUGGUCCAAUUCCGUUUGAGAGAUACAAACAUACUCCAUACAACUAAUUUACACCGAGCCAGUUUCAAACAUUAUAUUUAUAUGGUUAUUAUUUUAAGUUAUUUAGAUUUGUGUUUAAUUAUUUGUGAUCUGCUACUUAAUUUCCAAGUACAGAAAAUAUCAGUGAAAUUAUUUAAUAAUUCUAAUUUAGCCCUUCAAAACAAGAAUCAUUGCACCAGAUAAGAACAUUGUGCAAAGUAAACAAAAAUAAUACAAAUGCAUUACUCACUUGAGAGGAAAGCUUACUUUGAAAACAAUAGAAAAUCUUAUUUUGACUAAAAUAAAAUUAUUUGACAUCUGCAUACAAUAUGCGACGAAAAUGUGAGUUCUUCAGAACUUAAAAAUACUCUUCAAAUUUCAGUAUUUAGUUAGAAGGUGAAAUUCCGAAUUUAUGUUUUAGUGUGUGUAGAAAUAUGACAAAUAUUUAGAUCAAAUCGAAGAUUUCUACAAAUUUUGUAUCAGCUCUAAUGCAUUUGCUAAAUCGAUGAGCACUUAAGUUUGUGAUUUGAUUGAAUAAAGUGAAAAUUCUGAAUCGAAUUAAC
This is a messenger RNA of Neocloeon triangulifer, 2664 nucleotides long. RefSeq lists its product as uncharacterized. The record is from RefSeq and is a predicted model, not a curated record. The transcript has 9 exons. The coding region runs from base 277 to 2040 and encodes 587 amino acids. Lineage: Eukaryota; Metazoa; Arthropoda; Insecta; Ephemeroptera; Baetidae.